UCAUUUAUCCAAACCAAUCAGAACGAAGCAUUCUACUAUUACAUAUUUCCGGAACUCCCCGUCCUUCUCUCUCUCUGUCGGAUUUCCGAGCGUGACCGACGUUUCGUGUCUGUUCAGACUUAAAAAUGCGUUACGUGGCCGCUUACCUGCUAGCUGUGCUCGGUGGGAACACCAGCCCCUCGGCCAAGGACAUCAAGGCCAUUUUAGGCAGUGUAGGGAUUGAGGCUGAUGAUGAACGCUUAAACAAGGUUAUUAGUGAGCUGGAAGGGAAAAACAUCAAUGAAGUGAUGAACUCAGGCCUCUCCAAGUUAGCCUCCGUACCAGCAGGUGGCGCUGUGGCUGCUCCUGCUGCAUCAGGCGGGGCUGCAAGUGCAGGGGCUGCACCUGCUGCUGUGGAAGAGAAAAAGGAGGAGAAGAAAGAAGAAUCUGAAGAGUCAGAUGAAGACAUGGGCUUUGGACUCUUUGAUUAAUCUGCCUUUGUUUCUAAAAAGCAAUAAAAAUGUAAAAGGUUUACACAGAA
Dunckerocampus dactyliophorus (ringed pipefish) is the source of this 520-nucleotide messenger RNA. RefSeq names its product ribosomal protein, large P2 (gene rplp2a). Gene Ontology annotation, molecular function: structural constituent of ribosome. NCBI's taxonomy places the organism in Eukaryota, Metazoa, Chordata, Actinopteri, Syngnathiformes, Syngnathidae. Bases 126 to 470 code for a protein of 114 amino acids. Gene Ontology annotation, biological process: cytoplasmic translational elongation. Gene Ontology annotation, cellular component: cytosolic large ribosomal subunit; ribosome. The record is from RefSeq and is a predicted model, not a curated record. The transcript has 5 exons.